UGCAUCAUGUUCAGAGCAGCCCUCCGCUUGUCUUUCUCCGGCGUUCGGAGUUUGACCCCUACGAAACCAGCUUGCCAAGGCUUGUUGGUCUCAAGGUGCUAUUCACAUGGGAAACAGGAGACCGAUGAGGAGUUUGACGCACGCUGGGUCACCUACUUCAACAAGCAGGAUAUCGACGCUUGGGAGCUGAGAAAAGGAAUGAACACGUUGGUUGGUUACGAUCUGGUACCCGAGCCAAAGAUUAUUGAGGCGGCGCUACGAGCUUGUCGGAGAUUAAACGACUUGGCCAGUGCAAUCCGAAUUCUGGAAGCUGUCAAGGAUAAAGCCGGGCCGCACAAAGAGAUCUAUCCAUACCUUCUUCAAGAACUUCGGCCGACAUUAGAGGAGCUUGGAAUUUCUACACCAGAAGAGCUUGGCAUUGACAAAGUAUAA
Molecule: messenger RNA, 432 nt
Organism: Nerophis lumbriciformis (worm pipefish)
Lineage: Eukaryota; Metazoa; Chordata; Actinopteri; Syngnathiformes; Syngnathidae
Source: RefSeq, a predicted model, not a curated record